AUCAAUUCUUAACAUUUUAUUUCUUUACUGGGUUAAACAAGGAGCAGAGAAAACCUCGGCCCCAAAAUACAACAGAACUGAAAGCAUUACAGGUACAGAGACUAUUGAACACAGAGAGUAGUAGGAUAAUAUUUUAAUACAACUGAAUUAUAGCAUGGGAUUGUGUUUUUGUUGGGUUUUUUUUGUUUGUUUUUUGUCAAACCAGUUUGGAAAAUAAAUGUAAUAGGAACUAGUGCAAAAAAGUUCUAAACAUGAAGCACAGUGUAUAAAAUGGCAUAAGAAAACUGUCCCCUCGAGGACACAGUCACUUUCUUAUGACAGAAGGGAGAAAGAGAAACAGAAGGGGGGUGGGAACAGAGGGAGGGUCCAGGAGGCGGAGGAGGAAAAGCUGGAAAGAAAGAGAAACCGGGCCGGGGGAUUAGAAAGGAUACUUUGACUUCAGCAAUGUUGGUUUGUGUUUCACCACCACGCACUGUUAAAGGACCUCGUUGGGGUCGGGCCGAGCUCUGUCACCACCCACAUGGCACAAGCACUUGAGAAGGGUUCGGGCACCAGCAGCCUGGGCGCUGCGGGGGUCGGGUGCCACAGGUCCCCCCGAGGUCCCCACAGGUGCCCCCAAGGCCACCCAGCACAAGGCAGGGAGCCCCAGCUCGGACACGCUCCAGAGGGAGAAGGGCACGAGGGGCUGGGCUCUCCUCCUGCUCUCCCUUCCCACAUCCCUCCUUGGCUCCCUCAAGGACCAGCACAUGGAAUUUGUUCCCAGUUUCACCCCCGUGCUCAGACGGUGGCGUCUCCCUUUUGAAGGCAUCCUGAGGCUGUGUCCGAACGGGAGGCUCAGAGGAGCUGGAUUCAGUUUGGGCUGGAACAGAAAACCAAACCAAACCUCCACCAGAGGGAUGGCUGGGGAUCCCCAGAAAUUCCUCCCAGGCAUCAGCAUCUCUCAUUCCCACGGGGAAGGUGUCCCUGCAUUCCCAAGGUGUUAUCCCGGCCUGCUCAGCCAGGAUUUGCUCCAGCCUGUUCCCACCAUGGAGCCACCCAGCCUCCUGCCCUGGAGAAACUGGCUGGAUGCUAUUUUAAGGAGAGCUGGUUGGAAUUCCUUACAAAUUGCUAUUCUCUCCCAAUCCACUGCCGCCCAUUCCAACUCUGUGAGCAGAAAAAGUGUGAUUGAUUUUUUUUUUUUUUGCAACUUUUUUUUUUUUUGGAAAAUGAAAGGUUUUGUGGGAAAGGACUGUUCUGGAUGCAUUUCUCAAUUUGCAAAAAAAAAAAAGGGAAAAAAAGAAAAAAAUUGGUCAUAAUGAUCAAUCUGGCUUGUUUUGACAAGUUUCAAAAUUUUAAAAAAAAUCACUGUCUGGCUCUUUUUGUCUUUUUGUUUUGCAACUUAGGCAUGUCCAGUUCCCAAAUACAUUUAAAAAUGGUAAAACCAACCCCAAAUUUCAUAAGCCAAACCUAAUUCUUGGGGUUUUUUUGUUGAGUAUCAGUUCACAACAAGCAGAGCUGUCGACCUUCUGAGCUGAAAAAGGAUCAUCCUGAAGUGCUAAAAAGGCUGGAAACCACUCCUGGCCUGCCUGGAACACAGGUCCUGCAGAUGUGGAGCAGGAAACUCACCCAUCUCCUGCCCAGGCCUUCGAGAGGGGCUGAGAGCUUUGAUAUAACCCCAACAACUUUUAAAAUUUAUUAUUCCUUAUUUUUGUAUGAUCCUCAAUUAAAAAUGGUCCAUCCCCCACCACAGUCUUCCCUUUGCUCCCUUCCUCCUUCCUCACAGAGACAUGCAGGGCGGGGAGGUCACCCAAAGAGCCGCCUGGACCAAGAACACCCAAAAAGAGCUGCUAAAAUCCUUCCAUUCCUGGAAUAAAAUGGACUCAUGGUCGGAGCUGUGCAGCUCCAGGGCUGCUGCGAUGCAGGGGCUCUAAGCAGGCUCCUUCUGUGGCAGAAGGGAUGAUUUUGGGCUUGUGUGAUGGUGGUACCUCCAGCUGGGAGGCCCAUGAGCUAACUUUUGGGCUGAAGGAGAUCCUUAACGUCCAACCUGAACACCUGACAUGGCCCUUCCCAGCUUUUCCAGCCUAGUUUAAGAGAGAUCUAACCCCCAGGGACGGGAAGCCCCAGGGAAGCCGGAAAAGCUGGUUCACGGAAUUCCCUGCCUGUCCUGGGUUACAAUGUAAGAUGUAACCAAAAGAUAGGCGGGGCAGUGUUCUUUAUCUUCUCCCGGUAACUCCCUCCAGGGAAGCACCAGCCACUCGUGGGGAGCCAUCUCCACUAAUGGGCAGCAGGGUCCCACAGAAGGACUCAGGGAAUCUUACCAUCCCAUUGCGAGAGGCUCCACCCAGGGGGAGGAACCAAACAUUCCUGCCUGGAUACAGUCUGAGGCCUGGAACACCACGGGAGCGCUACCACCGGAUUCCCAGAGGACAAGAGCUCCAUAACCGCCACUGGACCUCCAGAGAAGGACCUUUCCAGAUCUUUCCACAGGAUCACUGCCUCGACAGAACCACAUCCAUCACAACAGAUGACAAUUCACAGACUGAAAAACCUGAGGCUGCUGACCUAAAGGAAUUCCAAGAAGUGGAGGAAAGAGAUCCUCAGGAACCAGUUGCUUCUUUUUCAGAGAGAGUGUGGAACAUGUCUCCAGAUGAGAUCAAAAUCCCUCCUGAGCCUCUUGGCAGAUGUUCUAACCAAUUGCAGAAUAAAAUUAAAAAGCUGUAUGAGAGGAAAAUGAAAGAGGGGAUGGAUGUGAACUGCAUCGUCCAGAACAAAAAGGAAUUUCGCAACCCAGGCAUCUAUGAAAAGCUGAUCCAGUUUUGUUCCAUUGAUGAAAUUGGUACAAAUUACCCAAAGGACAUGUUUGAUCCUCAAAGCUGGUCAGAGGAUUCAUAUUAUGAGGCACUAGCUAAAGCCCAGAAGACUGAGAUGGACAAACUGAAGAAGGCCAAGAAAGAAUGUACAAAGAUUGAAUUUGUGACUGGCACUAAAAAGGGUACAACAAGAAGCGCUGGUUCCACAACCACCACAACACCCAGCACCACUGGGGGAGAUGCCCAGAAGAGGAGGAGGAGCAGGUGACAAAUGCUGAGGAAGGGUCUCAAAGAAUGACCCAU
Molecule: messenger RNA, 3092 nt
Organism: Motacilla alba alba
Lineage: Eukaryota; Metazoa; Chordata; Aves; Passeriformes; Motacillidae
Product: SAP30-binding protein-like
Biological process (GO): regulation of DNA-templated transcription
Cellular component (GO): nucleus
Source: RefSeq, a predicted model, not a curated record